Messenger RNA from Lotus japonicus, 2360 nucleotides. RefSeq names its product sugar transport protein 5-like. Gene Ontology annotation, molecular function: monosaccharide transmembrane transporter activity. The record is from RefSeq and is a predicted model, not a curated record. Gene Ontology annotation, cellular component: membrane. NCBI's taxonomy places the organism in Eukaryota, Viridiplantae, Streptophyta, Magnoliopsida, Fabales, Fabaceae. The coding region runs from base 522 to 2024 and encodes 500 amino acids. The transcript has 5 exons. Gene Ontology annotation, biological process: monosaccharide transmembrane transport.
UGUUCUUCAACUCUCCCAAAAAAGCUCUCACGCCUCAUAACAGAAAAAGAUUGCCACCGGAGUGGAGGGUAACACUUAUUGGGUAGAAAAUGUGAAAUUUUUAGGUAGAAACAAGGCCAUAGACGGUGAGGAAAAUUACGAAGAGUGGAAUAGAAGCAAGUGAAGACAGAAAAGAACCUGGAAGAGCAUAUGGGAGUAUCAAACACCUUGUUGACUAGCAAUUUUCUAUACCAAUAUAACUAAUGCAUACAACAUAAGGGGUAUUGUAAGUUUCUAUGAAAAUUUCGGGGAGGCAAUGGCCACCACCUAUCCCUUAGAAGUUCCGCCACUUAUUGCGGCUCCAUUUGUUUUUACGUUACGUUGAGUCCAACAUAAAAGUAACAUUUCCUCUUCUACAUUUUGAUGAUUGGAAUUCGUGUUCUUGAAUUCCAAGAGGAGCAAACGGGAGGACGUUCAGUCCUUAAACAAACAGGCAUUUCCACCUUGUGAGCACAGAGAACUGAAACAGAACAACCACCAAAAUGGCUGUUGGGGGAUUCGUCACUGAUUCUUCAGCCAAUGGUGACGGUUUCAACGGCAAAAUAACAAUCUCAGUUGUCAUCACUUGCAUCGUUGCUGCUUCCGGUGGACUCAUUUUUGGAUAUGACAUUGGAAUCUCAGGUGGUGUCACUACGAUGAAACCAUUUCUUGAAAAAUUCUUUCCAGAAGUGUUGAAAAAGGCUGCAAGUGCCGAAACAAAUAUGUAUUGUGUGUAUGACAGUGAGAUCUUGACAUUAUUCACAUCCUCCCUUUAUCUAGCGGGGUUAGUGUCUACUCUCCUAGCCAGUCGAGUGACCACAGCGUUGGGUCGGAGAAACACCAUGAUCUUGGGUGGUUGCAUCUUUUUUGCUGGUGGUGCUAUUAAUGGUGCUGCUGAAAACAAGGCCAUGCUCAUCUUGGGUCGUAUUUUGCUGGGUCUUGGGGUCGGUUUCACUAAUCAAGCAACGCCAUUGUACCUAUCGGAAAUCGCUCCACCCAAAUGGCGAGGCGCAUUCAACACCGGCUUCCAAUUCUUCAACGGAAUCGGCGUGUUGGCCGCGAGCUGCAUAAACUACGCCACCGCCAAGCACACAUGGGGGUGGCGCGUCUCCCUCGGUCUCGCUGUCGUCCCCGCCACCAUCAUGACCCUCGGCGCGUUCCUAAUCCACGACACUCCUAGCAGCCUAGUCGAACGCGGCAAAAUCAACCAAGCCAGACAUGCGCUGCGCAAAGCUAGAGGCUCCGCCGUCGAUGUGGAACCGGAACUGGAGCACGUGAUUCGAUCUUCUCAGGUUUCGAAAGCGGUGGAGCAUGAGAGUUUCAUGACCAUCUUUGAGAAGCGGUAUCGACCUCAGUUGGUGAUGGCGUUUGCUAUCCCUUUGUUACAACAGCUUAAUGGGAUCAACAUUGUGGCAUUUUAUGCGCCAAAUCUGUUUCAAUCUGUGGGGUUUGGCAAUGAAUCUGCAUUGCUUUCAGCUAUUAUAUUGGGACUUGUCAACCUUUGUGCUAUUUUGGUGUCUACUGCUGUUGUUGAUCGGUUUGGUCGAAGAUUCUUGUUCAUUGUUGGUGGCAUUCAAAUGCUUGUCUGUGAGAUUGCGGUGGCUGUUGUGCUAGCACUAGAGACAGGGGUACAUGGUACAGAGCACAUGUCAAAAGGCAAAACAAUACUGGUACUGGUGCUAAUGUGCUUCUACUCAGCAGGUUUUGGUUGUUCAUGGGGCCCUCUCUGUUGGCUAAUUCCAAGUGAGAUUUUCCCCUUAAAAAUCAGAUCCACUGGGCAAAGCAUAGCAAUUGCUGUGCAGUUCUUAGCAAUAUUUAUUCUAUCCCAGACAUUCUUGACAAUGUUGUGUCACUUUAAGUUCGGGGCUUUUCUAUUCUAUGCGGGUUGGAUUGCUGUGAGCACGCUCUCUGUUUUUAUGUUCUUGCCCGAGACCAAAGGGAUUCCUUUGGAUUCAAUGUAUGCGGUAUGGGGCGAACACUGGUAUUGGUGCCGAUUUGUUGAUUAAGAACAAGAUAACCAAGAUAAUCGGCCAUGAGUUAUGAGUACAUGUUUGGGAUCUUGUUGGUAAGCAAAAGAAAUACAGUUAUUUGCAAUACAAGAAUUGUGUAUUAUUCCACUAAAGGAACUUAUGUUUGUUUGCAUCUUAGUUUUCUUUACUACAGUGUAGGGUGUGUACAUUUAGUGGUACAUUUUACAUUAUAUAUGAGAAGAGAUCAAAUUACUCUAGGAGUUACUUACUAUCCUCGCCCUACAUUGUAUUAACGGUUGUGACUUGUGAUUGUAUACUUAUCACGCCUUCAAGUGACAGAACUUCAAAUUUAGUUGUUAUUCAUUCUCCGAA